AAUGGCAAAGGUGCAAGAAGACUCCAUGCUGUUCUCCAGUGACUUUUUUUUCAUUGAGCCAAUGGUAAGUGAUAGCUGAGAGCCUCAUUUUCCUCCUGCUCCUCCUGCUCCUCCUCCUUCUUUCUGGUGUGGCUGCAGAGCUCCCUGCUAAAAGCAUUUGUGCCCUGCAGGCUCAGGGCAGGGCUGGGAGCCUGACAAAGCUGAGCUCUGCUGCCAGGCUCGAGCUCAAGGGCACUCUGUGUGUGUCCCUGCAGUGUCACAGGGAGCAGUUACUGUAGGUAGGGGCUCCCCUGACACGUGGGGUUCAGCAGAGGCUGUUGGAGCAUUGCCAGCUCACACACUGACCUGAAGCUUGCCAUGGUUCCCAAGCAAAAGGAGGCCAAAUUCAGCCCAAGGUUAAUGACAGAAAUGCCAAUCCCCUCGUGUAAGCACGCCUUGCACUAUUUCUGAGUCUGCCUUCCAGUGUCCUCUGAGAGCCUGGACACAAGGGUGGAAGGGUGAAAUGGGCCUUUGGAGUUCUCCUGCACACACGGACACAAAAUCUUUUCCUUUUCUGUUUGUGCAAGCAAACUGCCACGUGCUCCCAUCAACCAGAGCCCUGAUUCUGAGUGCUGGCAUUGGGAGAGAUGAUGAGUGUCUGGUGUCUGCACAGUGCAAAAUCUCUUCUCAUCUUGGAAUAAACCCUAGAAUAAUGCCAACCUCUGCUUUCUUUCAAAACAGGUUAAACUAAUACUUUUAUUUCCAAGGAAGGGGAUCAUGUUCUCUUCUUGGUUACUCCCAUGGCCCAUCUAAGGCCAAGUGCACAGUGGCAGUUACAUCCCACAGUAGCUGACAGCAGCAUGAUGUGACCAAGAACUUGUGUCAGAGUGGUAGGAAUCUUGUGGAGAGUGGGAGCUGAUCAGCUGAGCACUGAGAGCUUCCAGCGCUGGGUUGAGCUGGGUUUGGAGUGUUUCCUUGGGCUCCUUGUGUUGUUCACUCAUCAUUGAUGCUCUAAACAAAGGCUUACAGGAGUGUGGUUGAAAACAAGAAACAUGAAGUUUGAAGAGAAAUGUUUUGCUGUCUCUUUCUGUUGUAGAAGGGAGAAAUUGGGCCAAAUUGUUUGGCUGAAAUCAAGGUGACCUUCAAACCCUUAGAGGUACUAGGGUACCAAAGUAUGGCUUACUGCGACAUCUCAGGCCGUGAGAGCAGGCUGCCCUUGCGCCUCAGAGGGGAAGGCCAAGGACCCUUGGUUGAGCUCAGCUCUCAGACUCUGGACCUUGGGAACGUUUUUGUUGACACCUCCCACAUGCUUGAGGUGAAACUGAUUAACAAAGGAGCUCUUGAUGCUCCCUUCACCUGUAUCCCCUCAACCACAAACGUGGGCUCCUGCUUCAAGUUUCUACCCAAGGAGGGCAUCAUUGCACCAGGUGGGAUCCAGACUGUUCAGAUCCCCUUCAAGGCCACCGUGUUGGGGACCUUUGAGGAAGAAUUACAGUUCAGUGUGACUGGAACUCCUAUGCCUGCAAUCCUGACCAUCAGGAUUCAUCUGUCCACUGUGUAG
Molecule: messenger RNA, 1540 nt
Organism: Haemorhous mexicanus (house finch)
Lineage: Eukaryota; Metazoa; Chordata; Aves; Passeriformes; Fringillidae
Product: hydrocephalus-inducing protein-like
Exons: 4
Coding region: 1154-1540 (128 amino acids)
Biological process (GO): cilium movement; axonemal central apparatus assembly
Cellular component (GO): axoneme
Source: RefSeq, a predicted model, not a curated record